AUGGAGGCAUUUGAAGCCGAACUCUCCAAGGCAACCAAGCGUAGCAAUGACAACUUGCUCGGGGCAGUUGCUAUGGUCGUUGACAACAAGGGAAACAUCUUGUACCGACAUGCUGCUGGACGCCAGUUUCUGGACGAGAACUCACCGCCGUUAGAUCCGGAUUGCACCAUGUCUCUCACUUCGGCGGGGAAGUUUGUCACCAAUAUCGCGGCCUUACAGCUGGUCGAGCGCGACGUUCUGACUCUCGAUGAGCCUAUCAGCAGGUACCUUCCUGAGAUAGACAAGUGCUUGCUCGCUGAGCAAAGCCAGGAUGUCAAGAACGGUGACAGCGACGGCGAAAAUAAAGAAGAACGAAAAGGAAAGCGAAUUGCACUUCGUCGACCCACUCGUGAUGUCACACUGCGCGACCUGCUACUCAACACGAGCGGCAUGGGCACGUGCGACACAUACAAAGAGCGAUUUGGCAACGAUGACCGGGUACCCCGACUGGAGUUUCCCGAAGACGCCCAUUACCUUGUCAAGAAUCGAUCUACUCAUCUCUUCUUUGAGCCUGGCGAGGGCUUCGACUACGGCUGGAGUAUUUACUAUGUCCAGCUGCUUGUUGAGCGUCUCGGCGGCAAGGAUCGGUUUGUGGAGUAUGCUAACGAGAACAUCUUUGGGGCCCUCGGCAUGGCCCAUUCGACCUACCUGCCAGCCCAAGUGCCCGAGGUCUGGGAACGCCGCCUUCAGAUGGUGGAGCGCGAGCUCGACAUAGAGUCUGGAAAGGCCCACCUUGUGGCCAGCGACGAGAGCACACAGGGAAUGACUUGCAGCAUGUCCGACGUCGCUAGACUCUUUGGAGACAUCUUAUCGCCCGAGUGCAAGCUGCUCCGGCGCCAGGAGCAUCGCGAUAUGCUGUUCAGGCCACAGCUGUCACCUGGAAGCCAGGCACAUCAGGCACUGCUGGCAGAGACCACCAACUAUGGCUUCUUGCUCCCCCUGGAAGAAGGCGUGUCCCACAAGAUUUCCUGGUCGUUGUCACCGCCACCGGCGGUCAAUUGGACAGUGGCCGGUGUGUUACUGGAGGAGGACGAUACUCUUCCCGAUUCAGGAAUUCCUAAAGGUACUGUUUCAUUUGAGGGGCAGCCAAACAUGAUCUGGACCAUGAAUCGCGAAAGGGGACGCAUGAUGCUGUUUGGAAACCAGCUACUGCCCGGUUAUGAUGUGAUCGCGCACAAUCUCGCCACGUAUUUUAUGCGCCAUGCCUGGAAGACGUUUAGUUGA
This is a messenger RNA of Grosmannia clavigera kw1407, 1263 nucleotides long. Its product is annotated as beta-lactamase family protein. The coding region runs from base 1 to 1263 and encodes 420 amino acids. NCBI's taxonomy places the organism in Eukaryota, Fungi, Ascomycota, Sordariomycetes, Ophiostomatales, Ophiostomataceae. The record is from RefSeq and is a predicted model, not a curated record. The transcript is spliced from 2 exons.